CAAACGUCGACGUUUUUUUUCAACAGUCAACCGUCCAAGCUCAAAUAUUCAGAGACAGAUUGACGCUGUGAUUGACGUCACCGCGAGAUAGGGGUAGUAUAUCACGUGGGCUUAAUGCCUGCUAUGAAUUUGAGCUUGGGGCAGGACGCAAGACCGCACGGUCACUACGCAUGUUCGCGGCGCGCCAAAGACUGCGUUCUCGCUCACCGCUCUCCAAUCGUCGCCGCUCUUUCUCCCACUUUCUGCCCCCUCCAUUCCGACUGACGAUGCCCACCUCCAAGCCUCAGCCUCCAGCCCACUCUAAAGUCCUUAUUUUUGGCGCGGGCAACUUCGGAUCGUGUCUUGCUGAGCAUCUGGGAGACUCGGACCAUCGCGUAUUUCUGUGGUCCCGCGAGGCCAAGGCCGUCCAACACUUCAACGAAUGCCACAAGAACUUGAAGUACCUACCCGACCACGAGUUCUCCAAGAACAUCAAGGCAGUGGGACCUGAAAUGCCAGACUCCAAAUUCUUGUACGAGAUGGAUGUUCUGCUGUUUGCUAUUCCAACGCAGUAUCUGAGAGAAAAUCUGACCAUUCUCAACCGCUCUCUACACGACAAGACGAGACUACCGCUACUCAUCUUCGUCAACAAAGGAAUUGAGAUCGAGACGGAUGCAUUGACAUUGGAGAUCAUCGCAGAUACUUGCGGGCCUGACAUAGCGAAGGCCGCGACUUUCAUUUCUGGGCCUUCAUUCGCUAAAGAGAUUGUUCGCAGGAUGCCGACGUCGGUGUCUGUCGCUUCCUUCACAGAGGCAGAGGCCGACAAAACAUCCGACCUCUUCCAUCAACCUCAUUUCAGAUGCUACACAGGAACGGAUCCAAUCGGGUUGGAACUCGCUGGGGCACUGAAAAACGUGUAUGCCAUCGCUGCCGGAAUGUCUGAUGGUUUGGGGUAUGAAAAUAAUACCAGAGCGAUGAUCAUCACGCGCGGUCUCUCUGAGAUGACGUGCAUUGGGACAGCCUAUGGCGCAUCGCCGCUGACGUUCAUCGGCUUGGGUGGGGUCGGCGAUCUCUUCCUGACCUGCUCGUCCAACAGCAGUCGAAACUACACGGUCGGCUACCGACUCGGACGCGGCGAAUCACUGGAGGAGAUCCUGGGCACCCUCGGAAGUGUUGCCGAGGGUGUUUCGACGGCUAAAGGUGUGAAACGCAUCAUCGACAAGCUGGGCGUGAAUGCGCCCAUCGCCGAACGGGUAUUUGAGGUGUUGUACACCGGCAAGUCCACGCAGCAAGCUGUCAAGGAGCUAAUGGAGAUGCCUCCGACUCGCGAGCUGGAUUUGCCCAAUCCAGGGAAGCCGGUCCGAGAUCUCAUAGCCAAAUUGGGCCUGCAAUAGAGUGGGUGCUCCAUUGUUUAGAAAGUUAUAAUGGCAUCUCUGAGAGAAACUCAUGCAGGCAAGAACAGAGAUGUCACCAGACUGGUCCCCUCCUAAACUGCAACAUUACGAGCCACGUUCCCUUGGCUUUCCAAUAUGAAGGAUCGGUGUAAGGGACGCAGACUGUCAAUGCAGGACGAAAC
Mycena citricolor is the source of this 1555-nucleotide messenger RNA. The record is from the annotation of a GenBank genome assembly. NCBI's taxonomy places the organism in Eukaryota, Fungi, Basidiomycota, Agaricomycetes, Agaricales, Mycenaceae.